Molecule: messenger RNA, 3669 nt
Organism: Bacidia gigantensis
Lineage: Eukaryota; Fungi; Ascomycota; Lecanoromycetes; Lecanorales; Ramalinaceae
Exons: 4
Coding region: 1-3669 (1222 amino acids)
Biological process (GO): phosphatidylinositol phosphate biosynthetic process; phosphatidylinositol-mediated signaling; protein phosphorylation
Cellular component (GO): cytoplasm; plasma membrane
Molecular function (GO): protein kinase activity; ATP binding; 1-phosphatidylinositol 4-kinase activity
Source: RefSeq, a predicted model, not a curated record
AUGACAAGCCGGUUUCCAUCUAUUCGGCUUCACAAUGAAGUGAGAGCAUUGCUGCUUCGAUAUCCUGACCGUGCUCUUGACGAGCCAGAUGCACUACAGCUCCUCAUUGGUCCAUCCCUACCUUCCGAUAUAUCCUUUCAAUUAAAAUACCUACUGUAUUGGGCGCCUGUGAAUCCUGUUACUGCCGUUACUUACUUCCUCCCUGAGUUCAAUAAUAACCCUUUCAUCAUUCAAUACGCUUUACGCGCGCUCGAGAGUCAUUCUGUCGAUAUCACUUUCUUCUAUGUGCCUCAGAUUGUUCAAAUGCUACGUUACGACGUUCUUGGCUAUGUUCAAAGGUACAUACUCGAAACAGCAAAAUUUUCACAGCUUUUCGCUCAUCAGAUCAUUUGGAACAUGAAUGCCAAUGCAUACAAGGAUGAGGAUUCAAGCGUCGCCGACUCUCUGAAGCCGACUUUGGACAUCAUCAAAGAGCGUAUGGUGACGAGUUUUUCGGGCAGUGACAAGGAUUUUUACGAGCGAGAAUUUACGUUCUUCGACGAAAUCACCAAUAUAUCGGGCAAGCUGCGUCCGUUCCUCAAGAAAAGUAAAACGGAGAAGAAACAAAAAAUCGAGGAAGAAUUACGCAAGAUUAAAGUAGAUGUGGGUGUCUACCUCCCCAGCAACCCUGAUGGGACCGUCAUUGGGAUCGACCGCAAGUCGGGCAAACCAUUACAGAGCCACGCAAAGGCGCCUUACAUGGCAACGUUUCGCAUCAAGAAGUCCCGUGCAACGACUGAGGACGAGAUCAAGAAUGAGCUUGCAGCUGGAGAUGUCAUUGCAGGUGGUCAGAAUAAGGCAGUCUCUCUAGACACUUCCUACGAGGUUUGGCAAUCCGCUAUAUUCAAGGUUGGGGAUGAUUGUCGCCAAGACAUCCUGGCUUUGCAGAUGAUUGCCGCGUUCAGGGGUAUUUUCAAUGACGUUGGCCUCGAUGUUUACGUUUAUCCGAACAGAGUGACAGCUACCGCACCAGGAUGUGGCGUAAUCGAUGUGCUGCCCAACUCUAUUUCACGUGACAUGCUUGGCCGAGAGUCCAUCAACGGGCUCUACGAAUAUUUUGUUUUCAAGUAUGGAACUGAAAAUUCGAUUGCAUUCCAAGAGGCCCGGAAUAACUUUGUGAGGAGUAUGGCUGCUUAUUCAGUCAUUUCCUACCUGCUACAAUUCAAAGACCGUCACAAUGGCAAUAUCAUGAUCGACGACAUGGGCCACAUUCUCCACAUCGACUUUGGCUUCUGUUUUGACAUUGCUCCAGGCGGGGUCCGGUUUGAGAGGGCCCCCUUCAAGUUGACGUCGGAGAUGAUAGCUGUGAUGGGUGGAAGUUUCUCCGCACAACCUUUCAAGUGGUUCGAAGAGUUGUGCGUCAAAGCUUUUCUGGCCUCGCGCCCACAUGCGGAAAAGCUCUGUCAUCUUGUGGUGCUCAUGCUUGGUAGCGGUCUCCCCUGUUUCAAGCCCGAGACCAUCAAGCAUCUCCGGGAACGAUUCGUGCUGGAGAAAAGCGAGAGGGAAGCUGCUGACUUUAUGAAGGAUUUGGUCAAGAAAAGCUAUGGAAGUUACUCGACCAAAGGAUAUGAUCAAUUUCAACUUCUUACGAAUGGUAUACCUGUUGAUCGACGAAGCGGACAAGCCGUCGCCAUUAAGAUCAUCGAUGUAGAAAAUGCCGAGGAUGAAGUGGAAGACAUCAUACAAGAGAUAUCCAUCCUAUCCGAACUUCACUCACCGCAUGUCACCCAAUAUCUUGGCUCUUACCUCAAAGGUUCAGAUCUGUGGAUCAUCAUGGAAUUCUGUUCAGGAGGUAGCUGCGCCGACUUGUUAAAACCAGGAUUGAUGGCGGAGGAGUACAUAUGCAUUAUACUGAGGGAGUUGCUACUGGGUCUAGAGUACCUCCAUGCAGACAAGAAAUUGCACAGGGAUAUCAAAGCUGCGAACAUAUUGCUUGGAGCCAAUGGGUCGGUCAAGCUAGCCGACUUCGGUGUUUCAGGACAACUAACAGCGACGAUGACGAAGAAGAACACUUUCGUAGGCACACCAUUCUGGAUGGCGCCGGAAGUCAUCAAGCAGUCGGGUUAUGACCACAAAGCAGACAUUUGGUCGCUAGGAAUCACUGCAUUGGAAUUGGCCAAAGGGGAGCCGCCCUACUCUGACAUCCACCCAAUGAAGGUAUUGUUUCUCAUACCAAAGAACGCGCCACCUACACUCCAAGGCAACUUUAGUAAACCAUUUAAAGAUUUUGUGGAGAUGUGCCUCAAAAGAUCCCCCUUAGAGCGACCUACAGCAAAGGAUUUGUUGAAGCAUCCCUUCAUCCGCAAGGCUAAGAAAACUACAUAUCUUACUGAACUGAUAGAACGUCAUGAGAGGUGGCAAGCUACUCAUGGAGACAACGAUUCAGAGGACAGUGACGAUUCUGCCGAUGAGCACCCUCGUGGGGGUCCAGAUCAAGAAGAUCUUUGGGAUUUUGGGACUGUGAGACCAAUGGGCGGGCGAGGACGAGGCCUGAAAGACCUCAACGAAUCGGCAGCGAAUGCGAGGGCGCAGCCUCCACUAGACAGAAGAUUGGAAAAUCAAAGUCCAGACCGGAAACCUUCCGUCGACAGACAGAAGAAAAUUUCGGGUUCUGCAGAGGAGACGGUGAGGGUUCAUUCGCCUGAGCGCCAGGGCCGGGGGUUGUCACCACAACGGAAACCUAUCUUCGCCGACCGCACACCAAUGUCCCCCAGCAAAGUCCCUCUUCCUCCAUCACCUGCCAAAAAUCCUCCUACCAGAGGCUUAGGGAUUGGAGAUGCGAAUUCAAGUCGUCAGAUAUCCUCAGAAUGGCAGAAAUCCGAUCACGUUUCUCUUAGCCAAAGUAUGGCAAAACUCGGGCUUGGGCCGAAUCAAGAUCAAACGACAGCAAGACUCCCACCCCAUUCCGAGAAACAGGGUUUCCAAAUAAACAAGCAUCAGAAAAGCCCGAAAGACAAGUUUGUUGUAUCGGAGAUUCCACCAUUCAUCCCUCUUCCUAGUACUCCUAGCCGAUACUCCCAAGACUUGCCAACACAGAAUCGAGCGCUUCCAAUGCAGCCAACUUCCUUCCAGGUGCCACAGCUGCCUCUGCCUAAUGGGUCACCAUUUGACUUAGCAGCUACACAGGCACCAGCAGGCCAACUUGCAGGCCUAAGCCAGCCUGAAGACAAUCGACUCCACGAGACGCGGAAUCCUACGGAGACGCAAUUCCCAACGAAUCUCAGCUCAACCACCCUUCGCGGCAUUGACUCUGAUAGUGAGGUGACGCCCUUGAACAGUGUUUUGAUCCCUGCCGUACAAGCUUCCCUUAAUCGACGAACCUUCAGUCUAAACGAGCACCUUCAGAGGAAUCAGGAUGUGACCCGCACCAAGCCAUUGACGCAAAUGCAAGUCAACACGAUCAAAGAAACUGAUUACCGCCGCAAAGCCACCCACGAGAAGAUGACGAAACAUAUAACAAAGCUGGCGGGCGUGCUUUCUGAGAUCGACAAAUUAGACAAGGAAAUUAUUGCGGACGGAAAAGUAGGAAUGGGUGGAGGAGUCAAGUUAUUCCUGGAGGGUCUAUUGGAGGAAAUCCUCGUGCGAGUAGAGCCUGAAGAUGAAGUGCCUUCCCCAACAAAACGGUGGUAG